AUAACUUAAAAAAAGGGGGAAGCAUUUUGGAAAGGUGUACAAUUUGGGGAUUCCACAAAAUUAGCAGCGAGAAGAGGCGCUUCUUUGUUUUACCUUCUCCUCGUCCUUUCUGUCGUCCCUCUCGCAUCUCCUUCUCGCACUGUCGCUGCGGCUCUCUGUAACAGUGGAAGUAUCGAUGAUGGGUAGUAGAAGUUGCCUUGUGAAGAGGUUGGACGUGUGAUUGGUAAUUACCGCUGAGUAAGGUAGAAACUGCCUCGAUGCAAAAGGAUAAUAUUACCGGAAAUGUUUCAACGCCUACUGCCCGAACUCGGCACCGAAGGCGCUCUCAAGAGGCGUUUCCAGAGCCUAGCAAAGAAAAUGGAGGCCAUUUGCUUGUCGAUGAUCAUAAUAAAUACAAGUCAUUCUUAAUUCGUGCAUACUCUACUAUAUGGAUGAUCGGGGGGUUUGCAUUUAUUGUCUACAUGGGCCAUCUAUAUAUCACCGCAAUGGUGGUAGUUAUACAAAUCUUUAUGGCAAGGGAACUGUUUAAUCUGCUCAGGAAAGCACAUGAAGAUAGACGUCUCCCAGGAUUUAGGCUAUUAAAUUGGCACUUUUUCUUCACUGCAAUGCUAUUUGUGUAUGGCCGCAUUCUAAGUCUACGGCUUGCCAAUACGGUACCCGCUUCAGACAAGUUUUUGUAUCGCCUUGUGAGCAGCCUCAUCAAGUAUCAUAUGGUCAUCUGUUAUUCUUUAUAUAUCGCAGGUUUUAUGUGGUUCAUUCUUACACUGAAGAAGAAGAUGUACAAGUAUCAAUUUGGCCAAUAUGCAUGGACACACAUGAUUCUGAUUGUGGUAUUUACGCAGUCAUCUUUCACUGUAGCCAACAUUUUUGAAGGAAUUAUCUGGUUUCUUCUUCCAGCAACGCUUAUUGUCAUCAAUGAUAUAUUUGCUUAUAUUUUUGGAUUUUUCUUUGGGAGAACUCCUUUAAUCAAGAUAUCCCCAAAGAAAACUUGGGAGGGAUUCAUUGGAGCAUCUGUUACAACUAUUAUAUCUGCUUUUGUACUGGCGCAUAUGAUGGGGCGUUUUCAGUGGAUGACAUGUCCGAGGAAGGAUUUAUCUACCGGUUGGCUUUAUUGUGAUCCCGGGCCAGUAUUUAAGCCGGAGCAUUGUACUUUACCUGUAUGGUUUACCAAAUGGUUUCCUUGGACAGAGAUAUAUAUUCUGCCUCUUCAAUGGCAUGCUCUAUGUCUUGGUUUGUUUGCAUCGAUAAUAGCACCUUUUGGAGGCUUUUUCGCUAGUGGUUUUAAAAGAGCUUUUAAGAUCAAGGAUUUUGGUGAUAGUAUUCCUGGACAUGGUGGGAUUACAGAUAGAAUGGAUUGCCAGAUGGUUAUGGCUGUCUUUGCAUAUAUCUACCAUCAGUCAUUUGUCGUGUCUCAAAGCCUUACCGUCGAAACAAUCUUGGAUCAGAUAUUGGCAAACUUAGCCUUCGAGGAACAGUAUGCCUUGUACACAAAUCUUGGAGAGAUCAUCCAGCACAGGCUGACUGGACAUUCUUAAGAUUUUCGGUCAUCGCUUCCCUAUUUCUCCUCCUCAUGGACCCCAAAAUCCAAGCGGAGCAAGUUAUAUACACGGUGGCGACGUGGCUUAGCAAACAGAAGAAAGACUAUUAAUUUGUACUUGUACAUGUCUUUCCUGUAUUCGAUUUCAGUAGCUAGGUGGAGUCAUUUUUUUAGUGAGCAUACCCUGUAUAGUGUAUUAUAACCAGACUCUAAUACAGGGACUCCUGCUGGAGCAUAUUAUGGUUCCACUACGUCUCCUACCUUUCCUGCAAA
Molecule: messenger RNA, 1810 nt
Organism: Tripterygium wilfordii
Lineage: Eukaryota; Viridiplantae; Streptophyta; Magnoliopsida; Celastrales; Celastraceae
Product: phosphatidate cytidylyltransferase 1-like
Exons: 13
Coding region: 258-1535 (425 amino acids)
Cellular component (GO): endoplasmic reticulum membrane
Molecular function (GO): phosphatidate cytidylyltransferase activity
Source: RefSeq, a predicted model, not a curated record